Messenger RNA from Musca domestica (house fly), 1700 nucleotides. It is a transcript of the gene JMJD4, whose product is annotated as 2-oxoglutarate and iron-dependent oxygenase JMJD4 homolog. Gene Ontology annotation, molecular function: histone H4R3 demethylase activity; sequence-specific DNA binding. Gene Ontology annotation, cellular component: cytoplasm; nucleus. The record is from RefSeq and is a predicted model, not a curated record. Bases 205 to 1587 code for a protein of 460 amino acids. The transcript is spliced from 2 exons. NCBI's taxonomy places the organism in Eukaryota, Metazoa, Arthropoda, Insecta, Diptera, Muscidae. Gene Ontology annotation, biological process: negative regulation of gene expression; positive regulation of translational termination; protein hydroxylation.
UCCACACAUUGAAUAAUUCGUAUGAGCCAGUUCGUUGAGUUGAGGCGACGAGAAUCUAGUUUUUUAAUUAAAUUUUAGUUUUUAUUUAUAUUUUUGUGUAAUUCACAUUCACAUGUGAACUUAAAAUAAUAUUCCAUUUAGUUGCUGCUGAGUUGAUAUGUGGGAAUUCGUUUAACAUAUUUUACUCAAUUCCAUUAACCCCCUAUGGCCAGUGAUUUCGAGAUUUUAGAUUUAGAAGUACCAUCAAUUAAUCAAGAAAUACUCCCACAAUAUCCCCAGAAUAUACAACGCUUCAAUGUCAACGAAAUAAGUUACAAUGAUUUCUAUUGGCUGUUUAUGGAACGUAAUGUCCCAGUUGUGUUGGAACAGGUGUCCACACACUGGGAAUGUCGCAAUUGGGUAAAAUCAGAAACUGCAGCUGAUUCGUUUGAUACCUCUACUACCAACAAGACUAGCAUUAACUAUGACUACCUCAAGGAAAGAAUUGACAACACUCUGGUGCCAGUGGCCAAUUGUGGCGUGGAAUAUUUUAAUAGCCAUGCCAAGAGUGAAAUGUUGUUUUAUGAUUUCUUAAAGUAUUGGCAAAAUGAACAGGGAAACGAACACGAGACCAAUCCCACUGAAUUAAGCAACAGGAAAGAAAAUUCCACCGACCUAUUGUACCUAAAAGACUGGCAUUUGAAGGCUCAGAAUCCCAACUAUGACUUCUAUAAAGUUCCUAAACAUUUUGCCUCCGAUUGGCUGAAUGAACAUUUAUUGGCCACAAACAGUGAUGAUUAUCGUUUUGUCUAUAUGGGACCAAAGGGCACAUGGACACCAUUUCAUUCGGAUGUUUUUGGAUCAUUUAGUUGGUCGACAAACAUAAUUGGCAUCAAGAAGUGGCUACUUUUACCACCGGGUGAAGAGUUAAAACUGAACGACCGUUUGGGCAAUUUACCUUUUUGUAUCGACGAACAGCUAUUGGAGGAACAUAAUGUCCAUUUUUAUACAUUACUGCAAAAAGAGAAUGAAUCAUUGUUUGUACCCAGUGGCUGGUAUCAUCAAGUAUCCAAUGUCACCGAUACCAUAUCUGUUAAUCACAACUGGUUCAAUGCCUGUAAUUUAGAACGUAUUUGGAACAAUCUCUCGCAACAGAUGCAACGUGUUAUGGCCGAAAUAGAUGACUGCCGUCAAAUGGAUAACUUCAAUGACCACUGUCAGACAAUGUUACGUGCAAGUUUUGGGAUAAACUACCUCGAUUUUAUACAACUAUUACAAUCAAUAACCGAAAGACGUUUGAUAGCUAGAAAUAAUAACACUGCCUCAGAUUUAACUGACAACCACCAUCAACAAAAAACCACAACAACAAGACCAUUAUCAUCUAUGUCGUCGACAUCAUCACCGACACUGUCUUCCAAAUUGAUAUUUUUCGAUCAUUAUAUACCCAAUGAUUAUCAUAUGCAGCAUGAUUUGCAACGCAUUGUACAGGUGGUUGAUUCAAUGCUUCAAGAUCCGGUUAUUUGUGAUGAUCGCAUAGUUUUAUAUCGUAAAUGUAUACAAUUAAAGGAAACACUUACUUCAUCGUUUAUACCAUCAUUAUUGUCAUGAACAUUAUAUUACAUAUAGAGACAUAAUAUAUUUAUAUAACGAUUGUAUAUAUAAUUUUUAUUUUUUCAAAGAAUACCAAAUAGAUUUUUAAAUAAAGACCAAUGUGAAGAAAA